AUGAAGAAGGUUAUACGACCAGAGAUGCGGCCUUACUGCGAGCAGCCGCGCAAGCCAAAACGCAUUACGAAUGUGAAAAGCGGCGAGGCAAGCAAACGCAGAACGAAAGUAUCCCGCAAAGGCGUANCGAAAGUGUCCAGUACACCAGUGCGGCGCAACAUUGUCGACUGCCCCUUCUAUACGUUCAAAUAUAAAUUCGACGAUUUGCCCCUAGAUCCCGCAAAGGCGUACAUCGAAGAGAAGAUAGCGCAUAUGCAAGUCGACCAAAUUGUGGGACGUUGCAAUAAGGAAUUGGAUUUCCAUUUAUAUCAAAUGGAACCCCUCAAAUGGGAGUUAGAGGAGUGCGAUGAUGAAGGUAUUCAAGAGUUGAAACUCGAGGAUAUUGUGAUGCCACAAAAAUUCGAAAUGCUUAAAGACAAAAAGGAGCACAAGUAUUCGUUCAAUGCGAGAGCUUGCAAUCAAUUUCCGUGGAUUACAAAAUGCUGGGAAAAUAUGGAACCCAGUGAAGAGAUGGUAUAUCGCGUUACCAGCGAAUUACUUCAGAUUUAUUGCGCUCGGCGUGUACGCAUUUUCUACCCCGAUAUGCGCACCAAAAGUCAACUGUAUACGAACGAAUUGAGCAAAAUGCAUGGCAGUCCCUCAGAUGCUAUAGGCAGCCUACACACACUUGCUGCAAGGCAUCUACGCAUUGAGGCCUUAAAACGUCCACGCAAGUCACUCAUAUUCACACCUGGCGAUCACUAUGCGCUGCGCACGCCUGAAGAAUGCCGGAACGAGCUAAUACGCAUGGGUAAAGUUAUAGACAAAUUAAUAGAGCCAACAUUGCGACGUGCCAGAGAGAACUUAAAACGACAGGCCGAAGGUGAUGCUGCUACCAUGGCGCCAGCAAAAACAACAACAACAACUAAAGCAGGCGCAAUACCUAAGAAAACGUCCAGUGCAAUUGAGCGAGGAGCCGGAGGAGUUGUAUGCACCGAAAAGAAAACGAAACGCGGUGUAAAACAGCCGAAGAAGCAUCCUUGUAACCGCCACGAUAUGCUACUACACCCCAAAGAUUUUCCCACCUUCGAGGACUAUAUGAAAUGCAUGAAGCACUAUGAGCGUCAAAGAUUUAGGUAUCUCGAAGGCCUACCUCCCGUCGAUCCGGAGGCCCAAAAAGCUAUUAUACUCGCACGUUACCAACAGCAAUUACAGGCGGCUCUAGAAAAAUUUACACCGAAAAUAGAAACGAGAUACAAAUAUCUUAUGAAAAGC
Messenger RNA from Rhagoletis zephyria (snowberry fruit fly), 1254 nucleotides. RefSeq lists its product as uncharacterized. NCBI's taxonomy places the organism in Eukaryota, Metazoa, Arthropoda, Insecta, Diptera, Tephritidae. The record is from RefSeq and is a predicted model, not a curated record.